This is a messenger RNA of Blumeria graminis f. sp. triticale, 1404 nucleotides long. The record is from the annotation of a GenBank genome assembly. Lineage: Eukaryota; Fungi; Ascomycota; Leotiomycetes; Helotiales; Erysiphaceae.
AUGCCCAAGCGGAAAAGAUACGCUAACGCAGAUAAAGAUUACAAUGGAACGUUACAAAAGAAUGCUGUGGCCCGGCAGAUUGCGCAAGGUCGCAAACUUCUCCACCGAGCACUGAAAACUGCCAAAGGAUUCGAACGUCAGAAACUAGGAAAAAGAUUGACGCGCGCAGACUCGACGGAAUUGAAGGCACGAUUAAAUAUGGAGAUUGAUGUGCUUAGGGCCUUAGAUCUAGAUAAUGUUGCGAAUACUCAUAUGUAUAAGACGUUUUUCAAGAUUAAGGCCUUUCGAUACAGUGGGUUUAUGACUGAAGAUCUUGUGAAAAAAGAAAAAGAAGAGAAAUCUACGGAUGCUCACAGCAUCGCAAUGAACAAUGUUGUUAGUGGAAUCUUGAACAUGAAGACAAUUAAGGAGACUACCGAACGUAUUGUGAAGGACAUGUAUCAUACAUUGGGGAUACCUAUAUCUACACAGAGGCUGAAGAGCGAGUCUGAUACAAAGCAUUCAGUUAAUCGUCAAGACUCUUCUGUUGAUAUAAUUCCAAAACUACACCUUCCUGCCAAGAAAGAAAUCAUCAAACAAAAUGAUAUCAAAUCGCCUGAUGAGGGAGCAAUUGAAUCUAGUGAAGAAAUCGAGCGAAUUAAUUUUCUUGGAAGUCUAGACAUCCAAGAAGAUGCUUCUCUUGAUGAGGACAAUUGGUCACAAUAUGAUGAGAAACUUGGCACUUCUUCCAGCGAGACAGACUCAGAAAAAGGGGAAUACUCGAAGAGACGGGCACCACUACUGUCUUCUCCACCAAAACUAGACGCCGAAUCAGAAGAUAUCAAUCAAAGUCGCCCUCACGACUCUUUGUCGCGCAAAGCUUUCGCGCAAGCUAAACCCCGAUUGGAAAGUAAGGCUUAUUACGAAACAACCCCUAAAAUUCCAAUUAAGCCUGGACUUUCGACGUUCUUACCUACGCUUAUGGGCGGCUACUGGUCUGGUUCUGAGGAAUCAGCCUCAGAUAUUGAAGACUUGGCCCCUAUAAGUAAGAAAAAUAGACGUGGUCAAAGGGAAAGGCGUGCAAUUGCGGAGAAAAAAUAUGGUCAAAAAGCUAAGCAUAUCGUCUCAGGUCAAGCUUCUAAUAGUAAAAGUAAAGAAAGAGAUGAGGGCUGGGAUCUAAGAAGAGGUGCUACCAUUAAUACAGGGCUAGCUGGUCGAGGCCAGUACCCGAGAAGAGCCUUCUCUCGGCCAAAGCCACAACAGCAAAUAGACAAAACUACGAUUAAAAUAGGGAGAGACGGGGCUAAUCAAGUACGGCAUAGAGAUGAUGUUGGCAUACUACAUCCAAGUUGGCAAGCGGCGAAGAAGGCAAAGGAAAAAAAGCAAACAGCCGUAUUUCACGGAAAAAAAGUAACAUUUGAUUGA